Molecule: messenger RNA, 3467 nt
Organism: Pocillopora meandrina
Lineage: Eukaryota; Metazoa; Cnidaria; Anthozoa; Scleractinia; Pocilloporidae
Source: the annotation of a GenBank genome assembly
AUGGCUUCUGCUUCCGAUCCUAAACGACAACUUAAAAUCAAGACUGGAGUAGUAAAGAGGUAAAUUUUCGGAUCUCGUUUUUCUGCACAUUAUCCUAAUCUUAUUUAAAAAUGGUGUCUGUAGACACAUUGUAAAUUGCCAUGUGUAAAUAAUAAUUGUAAAUUGUAAAUUGCCAUGUUCUGUUUGGUUUUAUUGGAGAGCUUGUUUUGAUACUCUAAACAUGAUUGCUACAGGAUGAAAUCAGGGUAAAGUGAAAUUUCUACCAAAUACGAAAUCGUUCUUCUUAUCUUGGACCUCUUCUUGCGGAAAGACGGUGACACCUUCGAUGAUACUUAUGGACAUCUUUCAACCUUACUGAACUAUUUGUUUAGCAAGGUUGAAAGAUUCCUGACCAGCAUAUCCUUUCCUUUUUUCAUGCAAGUUUAUAAUUAAUGUGGUUUGUGAAUGAAAUCGUACUUUUUAUUUUUAUUUUCAUUUUUUCUGACAUUUCAAUUAUUCCGCAUAUUUCAUGAACAUGAGAGGUGUUGGACCACCAUAAUAUUGUUGAAUGAAAUUGAACGACAAAUUCAGUCAUAUUUCUGCGUUGUCUAAAGGAACUGCCCGUUCAUGUUCACUGUUUGUAACAGGCUGAAAGUAUAAAUUUAUGGGUGGAGAGGAUGGCUAUGUGGGUAGGCUUGAGGCCAUUAUUGGAACUUGUUAGUGAAAUGGGUCUGGGAAAUUUUUUUAUUUGUCAGGGAAAAGUUGGAAAAUUUCAGAAACCUACACUGUGGCAACCAUGUUGAAUAUUUUGAAGUCACUCAAGAAUAAGGAAUCUUGUUAUUUAUUUCCAUUACCUACAGCUUCCUAUAACCCUUUAAUGCCUAAGAGUGACUAGCAUCUAAUUUCUCCAUACAAUAUCACUUCUGAAUCAAACAUUAAGGUCAUGAAAAUAAAGGAAAUGAUCACCAACUAAAGAAGCUCUUGAUUGGUAAACAAAUUCUCCUUGUUAGCACCAUAAGAAAUGUGUAGAGAACAAUAUGGAGAAUAUACAUAAUGAAGUUAGGAUGUGAGGGGUUAAAGAUUUUUCUUGGUUGUGCUUUGAGAGACCUUUUGAUGCAGGUAGAGAACAAUACAAACAGUCCUGUGGAACUUAGUAAACAACUGCUUAAUAAAAGUGUCCCUUUGAUAAAGGGAAAAAUUUCUGGUCUCUGGAAACCUACGGCUUAAUACAGGGUGACCAUUGAAUACAGUAUUGCUUAUUACAGGUUGGACUGUACAUUCUUUGUUGAAAAGAAGUUUCUGGUUAAAAAAUGAUUUUUUUCCAGAUUAGCCAAGGAAAAGCAGAUGUAUGAAAAAGAAGUUAAAGAUCAGUCAGCCAAAGUUGAAAAAAUGAAGGCAGAUGAGAAAGAUGAAUAUGAUAUAAAGAAACAGGUUUGUGCCUUGUUUCUGCAAUGACCUCUUUCUUAGUAAUGCAAGGAAAUAUGGGGGGCGGAGGGGGGGGGGGGAGACAAUUUGAAGCUUCAAACUGAUCAGUGGUCAUUCUUGAGAGUAAAAGUAAUAAACCUACAGAUCUGAUUAUGGUUAGUUCUCUUUCUGCAUUUCCCUCAAGGUUAGGGAAGAGAAAUUGUAUUAAUUAAAUGUUAUCGAAUGGCAGAUUGAAGUACUUGAGGAAUCCAAGACCAUGAUUCCAGACUGUAAAAGACGGCUCAAGACUGCUUAUGAUGAUUUAACAAAUCUUGUGGUAAGAAAUAAGUUGCUCUUUAUUUGAGGGUAUGAUCAAUCGCUGAGGGUGGUAAUGUUAUGCACUUAUUGACUGAUCUUAGGGCCAGACGGAAAAAUAUUUGGCUUGAGGUCAUGACAUAGGGGCCAAGUGUGGUGAGGUCUGUGCAUCAUGAAUGAGGCCAAAUAUUUUCUGUCUGGUACAACCUAACUUAUGUCAACAGUGCGGCACAAUAUAUGUCAGCUGUCGCCAUGGUUUUCUAUGUGAUUGUGCAAGGCGAUUACUAAUUGCACAAGCCAGGUUGGAUGGGUCCUAUGAUAGUGACUGGUAAUGACUGUUAUCGGUUGCUGUAAUCAGGUGACACUGCAGUGGAAUUUUGUUUUUGAAAUUAAAAAACUCUCAUCAGUCAAAAUUGACUUUGUAAACUACCCUUUAGAAAAGGAAUUUCUGUUGUUGUUUUUCUUAAAUUUAGAUAACCGGUUUCCCCUGCAAGUGUGUUCCCUUUCCAUUCCUCUCCCUUUCAGUUUUGUCCUUGUUGUUUUUAUUCCUUACCAAACUUCCAGAAGUUUUUGCCAUUCCAUAAAACAAACUGGGAGGUGAAAUUAUCAAAAUUGGGAAGACAGGAGGCUACCCACCCUUGAUUAGGAUUAGCAUUUACAUGUACACUGUAUUCCAUCAUGUAGUCAUUUCAUUCCUUAUGCUGGAAGGGGUUGGUAAGCUGCAGAGGUUGAAAGACUUCUUCCCCAUGUAAUCUUUAUGUGGCUACUUUGUGAAAUUGUGAUCAAAGACAGAAAAUUAGUCUUUGAACUGAUUCUAACAUCAGUGUCUGGCCAAAAAAAGUUACUUAAAGAUGUUCCAGAAUAGUGGAAAUCAUGUCUCAGAGAGAGUUGCAAGCACAAUUCAAUUUAGCUGUGUACUCAGUUAAGAUUAUACACCUAUUACACUUUCUAAUGACAACCCUGGAAAGGAGUGUUCAUAAGCCUUGGCCAGAUAGUUCAAAGCUGGGUUAAGAUAACCCGAGUUUAGGGUGAAAUCUGAUCUCAGUUCUACAAGCAUUGAAAGAAAAUUCAGUAUAGCCUUUUUUUUUGUUUACAAUUUGGUGAUUACUGGUAGAUGCUCCUAAAGGGGUAAAGUAAAUUAUUCCAAAAAGAGCUUUUGCACAAAGGAAUAAAGAAACCUGGAUUAAAAUUUAACCUUGUGUUGGGGCUAAUUGUCCUUUGAACAAGAGGGCCAAGAUGGGAGAGGCUUGAAACACUGCAUGUAGAUAACUCUCCUUAACAAAAUGAUGACACACUCAGCUAAAAUGACUUAGUUUCGUUUCUGGUUUUGUCUACAGGCAGAAACAGAAGAAGAAUUCGGUACGACAGAGGAAUACAAAAUGGCCAAGGAAAUCUUGGAAAAAACUGUUCUAGAAGAUUGAGAAUUGAUGUACUCAGUGGAACUUAAUCAUUCAGACAAACAAAUAAAAUAAACAUGUGAUUCCUUGGAUGUUACAUGUAACAAGGUGCAUUCAUUAGUUACACUUUUUAUUCUUUACAUUAUUUGUGUGUGAAAAGAUGUAAAUGAACCCUGUAGCUUGAGACCAAUAAUUCUUUUAAUUUUCCAAGACAUCUUGAUUAAACUUAAGAGAAUGAAAAGUUUGACAUGAACAGGUGUGUGACACUUUGCUGUGAACAAAUCUUGUUUUAAAUGUUAGAAAAAAAAAUGGAAUUCUUUGUAUUUUUUUCGUAACUUAUUCACUUAAAACUUUUUUUUUUUGAGUAAGCAU